AUGCCAUCUGAGGAUGAAAGGGCCCUAUUAUUUAAUAAAUGUAAAGGGGGAUUUAGAUUCAAUGGUGAUGAAUUUAAAGAAGCUGAUUCUAAUGCAUUUGAGGUUGAUCGUAAUGACUGUAAAAUUAAAUUAAUAGACCAUACUUAUACAACCGUAAUAGAAUGUAGAAAUGAAUUGGAGAUUUUUUGCAGCACAAAUUUAAUAUUAGACGGAAAGUUUAAAGCUGGCUUGUCUUGGCUUUCUAUUUUUCUAGGGGUAUCACAUAAAACCGUUGAACAAAAACUUGUGAGUCUCGAAACAACUGUUAAAUACUCAUGUAAGAGGUCGAAAAGGGCAGAAGUCACAAUUCCUAAACCAAAUAUUAAGCCAACUGAUGCAUUUAUUAGAGAUGUAAGAACCGCAUUAAGUAAGGGUACAAAUGAUGAUAAAUUAAAUGCACUUCUGGAAUUAACAACAAUAUAUGGUAGCUUUUAUGCACGUCACCUUGUUUUGGGUAAAGCUGAAAUCAAUGAAAUAACUUUUGAGAAUAGUUCAAGUGAAAAUUUAAACGUAAAUGCAACUGAAGUUACAAGUGGAAUUGAAUCUAGUUCGCAUGUUAAUGGAAGUUUAAGUGAUACUUUUAGAACUGAAAAUAAUAUUAGGAACCAUCGUGGUAAUAAAUUUUCGAAAAGUAAAAGUCUAGUUAUUGGCAAUGAUAGUUUAGAAGAUUACGCUAAAUGGGAUAUAAUUGCAUAUGAUGAAAUUCAUCUGAUUUUUGAUCUUUUGGAUAAUGACUAUCCCGACUUACGGAAAGAAAUUUUAGAUAUUUUGGGCCAACGGAUAUUAUCAGCAGGCGUUAGUGACAUCAUUGAAUAUGAUUUUACAACACCAUUUACGUAUCCAUUGGAAACAAGACUAACAAAAAUAGAAGACAUCUACAAAUGUCACAUUUUUGCAUCAAUCAUGAAUGAGAUCGACAGAACUGCAUUAUCUUUGCGUGUUGAAUAUGAAGACGAAUAUACCCCCAUAAUCAUUGUUCAUCUAAUCCAACAUAAAAAAGAUAGAAAGAAUUUUUCACUAAGACGAAAAAAAUCUACAUUUUCAUUUAGACUUAGUUGGAUUAUUGUUGGCCAACCAAAGAAUUUCGAUUUUGAUUUUACAGAGUCUCCUUAUCCAGUAAUUCUUAGAAGUUAUGAACUCUCAAAUUUUAAAAUUGAAAAUAAUCGUAUACGAAUUCCCUUUGAUCAAAUUCCAAAACUUCAUGAACAAAAACUUAAAGAAACUUGUAUAUUAAGCACUUGUGUAUUAAAAUUACCUUCAGUAAAUGAAAAUUCAAGGCAAAUAAUUAUUGGAUCACAUGUUUCACUCUCUAUUCGUUCUGUUUGUUUGUUUGAUAAUGGUGAAAUGAAUUUAGAUGAAAAUAUUUUGCGAAAUUUAUCUUUAUAUUUUUGCACUGUUGAUGUAAACAAUUCUCACAAAACUUUCGAAUUUGGCCAAACAGAUGUUAAAUGGCGUCAGAGUAAUCAACAACCAAAUAUGUUUUAUGGAUGUGAGGAUCCGUGUGAUAAGAAUAUUUUUCCCGGAAAUGUAAAAAAUUUUUUAUCCUCCUUUUUGACGAGCUCCUACGAACAAGAAAAUCAAAUAAUAUUGGUGAACAAACUUAAUGAUUGUUCUACAAAUUGCGACCAUGGUUCAAUUAAUGUAAAUCUUAAUGAAGUCAUUUUUGGGUCAUUCAAACCAGAAUGCAAGAAGUGCAACAUUGUAAAAAUUGGAUAUAUGAAAGUUAACAGAAUUGUUGGUACUUCAAAAAAAGUUGAACUAUUGGCAGAUGAAUCGAACUUUGAUAAUAAUUUAGAAGAUAGAAAUGAAGUAGCAGUUACGUAA
Molecule: messenger RNA, 1863 nt
Organism: Racocetra persica
Lineage: Eukaryota; Fungi; Glomeromycota; Glomeromycetes; Diversisporales; Gigasporaceae
Source: the annotation of a GenBank genome assembly